GAUACACAUCCACAUUUCGUUCAUGAAAAAGGCAGUUGAGGUCGUUCCAAAAGUUGCAUCGGAUAACAAUAAAUACCUAUUUCCGAAUGUCAAGUGUUAUGAUCUUGAACGGAUCGAAUAUUAGAUAAGAUAGUAAGCACUCCAUUUGUGACUCAUAUUAAUCGAAACUGCAGUAUAACGUGAAAAAAGUUGAAGCCAUUAUUUUUUAACGAGUGAUGGAGAUGGAGAACAAUAAUAUACGAAGAGAUGCUAAACUGAUUCCACAAAAAAGAAAAAAUUCUACUAAGCAAGUGAACGCAACAGCAGCUUAUCGAAAAGACUCAGGUGGUAUCAAUCCACAGGCAGAAAAUUUAGACCCCAUAGGGAAUUCAGUGGAAUCAACAAGCACUACAGAUGUGUUCGGAAGAUUUUUCGAUAAACGUGAAUACUGUUUGGAUGCCCUCGAAUAUCCACGGGAUGGUGAUGAUCCCGGUUUGGUUCUCAUUUUCAACCAGGAACACUUCCAAGGAAGCAACGAAACAAGAGAAGGAUCUGAAAAGGACGUUCAAGAUAUAAUCACUUGUUUUGGUAGAUUAGGUUUCAACAUACGAAAAAACCACAUUUUUAAGGACUGUUCGGAAAAAGAAUUAUUUCAAAAAGUUGACGAAGUGCUGAAUUCUGACCUAUCUCAAAUUAAUUCUGUACUGGUGUUCAUUCUUUCUCAUGGUGGCAAUUGUAACUUAAUUCACACCAGCUCAAAUGGCUUCAAACUCGAGGAUUUACUGUCAAAGUUUGCGAAUUGUGAAGCGCUUAGAGGAAAACCUAAGAUGUUUGUGGUACAGGCUUGCAAAGGAGACGAAAGAACUGUAAUUUCGACCGAGGGUGGGAACAAGCAGAUUGUACCUUUAUCAACAUUCAGCGAAAUAUAUCCAGAUAUAAUCAUAAUUUAUAGCACGAUGGAAGGAAAAUAUGCAUUCAGAGACAUAGAAAAGGGAACCUGGCUAAUUCAAGAAAUCUGUAAAAAUUUUACUGCCUAUGGACGGAGAGAUGACAUUUUGACCCUUUCGACGAGAGUUACCAAAUGCAUUUGUACGAAUUAUUACCUUCAAAAUCUAGGAGAUGUGGAAAAACAGAUUCCAGUUGUAGUUUCUACACUCAGCAAAAAAUUUUACCUGAAUAGGAAUAAAGAUAGACACUUCGUCAUAAAAUCAUCAGAAACUCUAAAUGGUAUUCUGAAUCAAUUGAAGGUGAUAUCUGGAAAAAUGGAAUAAUUCCCUAAACAUUUAUUAUCAAUGGGAGUGCUGUGUUUCUCAUAUUACGAUGUCAUAUUUCAUAAUCAUCUAAAAUUUUAUUGUCUAUGCCAUUCAAUAAAGUUUUAAUUUUUUUUACAUU
Messenger RNA from Coccinella septempunctata (seven-spotted ladybird), 1371 nucleotides. RefSeq names its product caspase-3-like. Gene Ontology annotation, biological process: proteolysis. Lineage: Eukaryota; Metazoa; Arthropoda; Insecta; Coleoptera; Coccinellidae. Gene Ontology annotation, molecular function: cysteine-type endopeptidase activity. The transcript is spliced from 5 exons. The record is from RefSeq and is a predicted model, not a curated record. The coding region runs from base 216 to 1250 and encodes 344 amino acids.